UCACGCAUCAUAAAUCCCUCCCCAGUGCAUCUUCAAAGUGUGAAGUGUCCUAUUCCUUCGGGAGGCUAGGAAUUCAGGUGAAAAGCCAGGGCGAUGGUCCUCACUUAAGACUUUCAUCACAGAUAAUUAUAUUUAUCGCGUUAAAGUGUUGUUUGUAAUUUUAAACGUAGUUCAAUUGUUUCCACUCUUAUUGAUGCCAAGCAGAGGUAAAUAAAGGGACGGAUGGUAGGAGCCUUGAGUCUGCCAAUCACAGACGAGAGGUUCAAGUGAUAUGGACCAUCGCUGUCAACAGCAUCUGUAUCUGUAGAUAGCGAGUCUAUUUGGGUGAACAUGACAGAAACAGUCGCCCCAGAUUCACCCAACAAUAGCCUGGUAGAGCUAGUAUCCGACCCCCGGGCCAAGAAUCGGAAGCUGAAGUGGUUCAGUAAGAAAAGGCUGAUGGGAAAACGCGUGUUCUCUGAGAUUUAUAAAGAUACAGGGAUGGACGGUAUGAGGGGUAGCACCAGGGACGGCACCGUGAUACCCCAGGGCACCGUCUGUUUUAUGAGUGAAAACCCGUACAGAAUCUGUAAGGUUGCAGCCGCUGGAAAUGUUACAGAGCUACAACAAAUCAUAAACAAUGAUCCGUCACGCAUCAAUGCCCAAGACACCCGUGGCUGGUCCCCCAUUCACCAUGCCGCUUCCCGCGGUUUUACUGACGUCAUCAGCUAUAUAUCGUCACAAGGAGGAGAUAUAAACCUUCAAGACAGAGAGGGAAACACGCCAUUACAUGUCGCUGUAGAGAAGGGGCAGCAGGACGCCAUAGAAAAGCUGAUUGAUCUAGGAGCGGACACGUCCAUACUUAACUUCGCCAAAAUGGCGCCCGUCCAUCUGGCUGUCGACCUGGGGCUCCUAGAACCACUGCGUACAAUUCUGAUCAAAGAUAAAACCAGCGCCAUACUUCCGGGAGAGACUGGCGCCACGCCCCUCCACUAUUGCGCUUACAAGGACAGAGACGAGUGUGCCAAACUACUGCUUGAGCAUGGCGCCAAGCCGUGUAAGAGUUGUGAUGACGGGUUCUACCCGAUCCACGCAGCAGCUACCAGGGCGUCGGACAAAACGUUGGAAGUCCUCAUCAAACAUGUUGAACGUUUGGGGUACACCCGUGAGGUGGUGCUGUCCUUCACAGAUAAGUACAACAACACUCCUCUCCACUCCGCCGUCAGCAGCGGCGACCCAGAGGCUGUAAGAGUUUGUCUCAAUGCUGGAGCUGCUUUGGACGUGCAACAGGAAGAUAAAUCUACGGCUCUUCACUUCGCCUGUGCCCAGGGUGGGCUCAGCAUCAUCCAUAUGAUGCGUCAACUACAGCCCGAGAAGUUCAUGACUGCCAGCAAGAAAACCGACAUUCUAAAAAUGACGCCAUUACACAGGGCAGCGCUCUUCAAUCACGUGAACGUUGUCAAGUUUCUGAUUGAUGAGGGUGUGGAGGUAAAUGCCGUCGAUAGCCAGAAGAGGACGCCAUUGUUGUUGGCCGCGUCAAAAGGAGCCUGGAAGACCGUGCACCUGUUGUUAGAAAGUGGCGCGGACAUCUCCCUCAAAGACAACAAAAACAGGAACUUCCUCCAUCUUGCCAUAAAAUAUGGUGGAAAACUUAAUCAAUUUGGUGUGCAGAGCAUCAAGCACUUUAAGAAUCUUCUGAACGAGAAGGACGACUACGGCUGUACACCGCUCCACUACGCCUCACGGGAGGGUUAUCUUGUGGCCCUGGACGACCUGAUAGAACUAGGGGCCAUCGUCAACCCCAAAAACAAGGACAAACAGUCCCCCUUACAUUUCGCCGCACGAUACGGCCGUUACAACACUUGCCGCCGACUGUUGGACAGUAAACUGGGCCCCAAUAUCAUCAACGAGUCGGACUGUGACGGAUUUACGGCGCUCCACCUAGCGGCGUUAAACGGAAACGUCAAGAUCAUCAACCUGCUGAUGCAGAAAGGCGCACGCGUCACACGGGCUCAUGAUGACAACUCGCCUAUCCAUAUGGCUGCCCUUAAUGGCUAUACAAAAUGCAUCCGAGCGCUUCUUGGUGUCCAUGCCAACAUUCUUGACGUCAAAAACAAAAAUGGGGACACAGCUUUGCAUCUAGCUUCACGUGCAGGACAGCCCAAAGUGGUCGAUCUUCUGCUCUCGCUUGGCGCCAAAAUCAGUUUGAAUAUAGAAGACAAAAGUUUCAUGGAUAUUGCGAUAGAGAAUCGCAAGGCUGCCGUAGCACUGACGUCUGUCAAACAUGAGAGGUGGAGUGAAAUUUUACAUACCUGUUCCAAAACGUUUGGCUGCCCCAUGCAUGGCCUGAUUCAACAUCUUCCAGACGUUUGUAUGACAGUCCUUGAUCGCUGUGUCACCAAUGUAGGGAAUCCACAUAAAAAGGACUACUAUAUUGAGUACAACUUUGAGUAUCUGCAAUGUCCAGUACGAUUUGUCCGGGAGGCGAAUAAGAAUGGGGGCGACAUACAACCUAUGUUUGCCCUCAAUAUGAUGGUCCGCCAUGGAAGAGUGGAGUGCCUGUCUCAUAAACUCUGUCGUACCUACCUUACCAUGAAAUGGCGAGCCUAUGGUAUGUGGGUGCACUCAGUGAAUCUCGUGCUGUACAUUGUCUAUCUCGCCCUGCUGACAUUGCUGGCCACCAAAGACUUCACGUCACACACGCCGCUCCCCAACAAUUCUACUCUGAAUUCAACGCAAAUCACAGGAACCAAAUCUGAUGAAAUGACCACGUGGUACCGGAUGAUCACGGGGCUGGUGUUCGUUCUGACGUCAAUCAACAUCCUCAAGGAGCUGGUCCAGAUGGUGCAACAGCGGCUGCGGUACUUCCUGGACCCCAAUAACUUGGUGGAGUGGGUGCUGUACGUGUCGACGGCCGUCUUUAUCGCCCCCGUGCUCUUCAAUGACUCGGGCUGCCUCAACAUGGAGGCCGGGGCGGUAGCUGUGUUCCUGGCCUGGUUCAACUGUCUCCUGUUCCUGCAAAGGUUUGACGUGUUCGGGAUUUACGUGGUGAUGUUUCUAGAGAUCCUGGCCACAUUGUUCCAGGCGCUCUGUGUCUUCUCCAUUCUCCUGGUUGCUUUCGGGCUCGCCUUCUCCAUUUUGCUGAGACACGAGGACAGCCACGCCUACUCCACGCCCCUGAUGUCCAUCGUGCGGGCGACGGUUAUGAUGCUGGAACUGGACUACAUGUCGUCCUUCAAUGAGCCCUACUUUGACGACAAGCCCAGCACGCUGCCCUACCCCUCCCUCACCGUCUUCUUCAUACUCCUCUUCGUUCUCCUGAUGCCCAUCCUCCUGGUCAACCUACUGAUCGGUUUGGCAGUUGGAGACAUAGAAUCAGUGCUAAGGAACGCAACUCUGAAACGCCUUGCCAUGCAGGUGGAGUUGCACACGGAACUGGAGCGCCGUCUGCCGGCCAAACUUCUGGAGAAAGUGGACAAAAUAAAGCACAAGGAGUAUCCGAACAAGUGCGGGAAAUACGUCAGGGUGUUUAAGAACCUGAUGGAGAAGGAUGCCGACAGUAGCUCGGUGUGUGGGGGCGAGGAGGCCAGCUACGUCAAAACGGAACUCUUCAAGCAGAAAACCAGGUUGAAAGAACUUUCUGUGAAUAUGGAGCGAAAUUAUGACAUGCUGAAACUGAUAGUUCAGAAAAUGGAAAUAGAAACAGAAGCAGACAACCAUGAUGAAGGCUUUCACACAUCACACAGUCUCGAUGACGUCAUCAAUCCCACCUGCUCCAAAUGGAACUCGGACGUCCUAAGAAAGAACCUGAUUCGACAGAAUGCAGUCAUCUCUAAAUGGAAAGAACAUUCUCAACACUCCAAUAUACAGAGUACCUUUGAUUGCUGAGUUAGAUUUUGAUGGAGUUCAGAUGACAUUUUGGCUGAUGAAUCUCUUACAUGUAUCUCAACAUUGUUAUCAAUUUUGAUCAAGAACAAAUCCCCAUGUGUUUCAUGUUAGACAUUCGUGAGUUCAGUCUCCAGUAUUGUAAAGAGUCAAACUGUUUGUUGUUGAACAAAAAUGUCGUAUUUGGUCUUAUUGAUGCAAGUUGAUUGUUCAUUGGUUUCCAACUUCAUUUUAAGGUAGAACCUAUGUCGCUAUAUAUCUUCUGAGAAUAACUACCGAUGGAUGUGAAGCAAUUUGAAAUGACUGGUUUACAUUUUUAAACAAAUUAUUCUUACUAACUAAAUGAAAACUUGCAUUUCUUAAUAUAUAGUUUAGUGUUUUCGCCUAAGUUCGUUGUACAGUUCUCUUUAUGGCAAAGUUUCUGUUGUGACAAAAGUCCUUCCAUUACUGUAUGUAUGGAAUAAAGAACGUUUUUAAGCCAUUUAAAUUCUCACUGUAUACUGUUGAUUGUGAACUGGGAAUUAAAAAUAAAAGAAGUGAAACAAUAAUGAAUAUUUAUUAGUGUUGAAAUGAAAAAAAUAAGUAUACAAUCAAAAUCUGUGGAAUCAAUGGAAUUCAUAGUGACUCAAUUUUAUUUGAUUUCAUAGUACCUUCUGUCGGCUGCAAAUUGCAUUCUAUAUACGUACGCAACAAACCUUAAAGCACAGUUUAUUUAUUAAUCAUUAUGCAAAUUCAUAAAAUAACGUAAAUUCCUGUGCAAAAAUUUGCAUCGAGAAAACUGGUUACUGUAAAUUCCUAAUUAAACGCGAUGAAUUAAUAUCCGCGUAAAAUCGCGAGAAGCCCGUCUCGCGAAUUUUAAAAUCUCGCUUUUAAUUUUCAGACAUAUGUAAACUACAUGAAACUAUGAUAAAAUUUCGGCAUUCGCGAUUUGAUGGAAAACCGUUGAAUCGCGGAAUUAAGUACUCGCGUAAAAUAAGGAAUCUACAGUA
Molecule: messenger RNA, 4853 nt
Organism: Magallana angulata
Lineage: Eukaryota; Metazoa; Mollusca; Bivalvia; Ostreida; Ostreidae
Product: transient receptor potential cation channel subfamily A member 1-like
Exons: 26
Coding region: 331-3867 (1178 amino acids)
Biological process (GO): transmembrane transport; monoatomic ion transport
Cellular component (GO): membrane
Molecular function (GO): protein binding; monoatomic ion channel activity
Source: RefSeq, a predicted model, not a curated record